CUGCUAAAUCGCAUGUGGCUAGCUGCCCGCGAUCUGACCCAAUGGCGAUCAGGCUUCCAUCUACCUUACGUCGCCUCGCUCUGUCAGUGGUCCUUGGCAUUUGGCUUGUAAGGCCAUCAGGCAUCUCUGAAAGUCCGUAAAUCCUCAGGUCCUCAGAUCGUAAGGUACGUAUUUGUGCAAGCCAUCUCCCUAAGCAACGCUUCAACUACGAUGAUUGGUUAUGGCAGAGCGUUAUAGACCUCGAUGCCCACGCUCGUAAGCUUUCUCGAUGUCCUCCUCGUCCUUCCUGCCUUGUGCUUAUUAUGGCUACCCGAGAUACCAAUGGUCCUUCGACUUAUACUAUUCCUCUACAAGCUUCCGAAGGACUUCCAUCUUUACGUCCAGGGACCAAUGCUGCUCCGGGUGCUCACGUCCUUCCAUAUGGAGUUACACAUGCACGGGAAGAAUACCCAGCUCUGCGCCAAGACUUCGACUUCGUUGACCCCCCGCACGCUCCUCUUGCAUCCGCAUUUGAUGUUGAUGCGUUCAUAGCAUCAUUUGAUUUCACUGACGCCGGCAAUUUCGACGAUUCAAACUCACCUCCACAAAAAGCAACUGCGCAGUCUUGGGCCAACAAUCUUGAGGCUGAUCCUGGUCCAGUACGACAGUCUGUCACGCAGCUCACAGGGAAAAAGAGGACAAUUUCUUUGUCUUUGCCUUCGGACAUUGUAAACAAGCGGCGAAAAAGCACCCGCAAGUCAUUCACAUCUCAAAUCGAACAGCCAGCAUCAUCGUUCUAUGGCCUUCCAGCGGACCAACUUGUGACAUCACAACAGUCCCCACAUGUCUUGCAUACCAAUGUUCAUUUGCCAGAGUCACAAUCAACGCCCUCAACCAUGACAGAAGAGGUUCAGAAACCCAAGCGCAGCCUACAAUGUGCAUUCCGGAAAGCUCAGGCAAAACUGGGUUUGCCUUAUACAUGUACAGCAGCCCCAGUUACUACGGUAUCUGCUGUCCGAACGCAUUUAACCCGUAGGCUACCCAAAGGAAGGCCUCCGCACUUACCCUUCCUCAAGCUUUGCACAACCUGUAACGAAGACUUACUGGACGAGCACGAAUUCGAGGCUUACCAUGGCAAAGACGGCCUCAAAUGUGAGACCCCACGGCAACAGCGCAAGGGCGAUACGGGGCAACAGGAGCAGUAUGAUAUUUUGUGCUCCAAAGUGGAGACCUACAUCAUCACCCAAGGAAACCAAAGAAGUUCAGCAAACUCCACCACAGCCGAAACUGACGCUACGCUGUUGAGCUCAAUGCCAAUUUUACAUGAUCCAGACCUUACUCCAGAGCUCCCUGUGUCGACUCAGGCUUCAGAUACAGUAGCUGAGCCUCCUAGCUCACCGCUUCAAUGCAAAACGUCUUCAUACUCACGCAAGGCAAAAGAUAACUAGCCUCUAGAGGAAGACCAAAGGCCACCGCUGCUUAUGGGGCCUGACUUGUGCAUGGCCGAUAGUCAUAGUGGCACCGAUGCCAGCGCGGGAAGAGCAGCGUACCAACGCGUAUCCAACGUGGAUGGAUC
Messenger RNA from Alternaria alternata, 1555 nucleotides. RefSeq lists its product as hypothetical. Bases 303 to 1427 code for a protein of 374 amino acids. NCBI's taxonomy places the organism in Eukaryota, Fungi, Ascomycota, Dothideomycetes, Pleosporales, Pleosporaceae. The record is from RefSeq and is a predicted model, not a curated record. The transcript has 3 exons.